AUGGCUUCCUCAGCAAGCUCAGAUGAAGGAGAGAUUAGGGAUAUUGAAGUAGAGAAGGCAACUACGAUGCCGCCGAAACUCGAUGGCACUUCCGUUGACCGUCAAGACAGAAUCCGUUCUAGCAAAUCUAUCUCGAAUUCCCCUGAGCACAGACAAAGAGACAUACGGUCGCGAAGCAGAUCUCCUUACUCAGACCGCGCCCCUAGAGGAGCAAAGAGAAGCCGGAAUGACGACUACCACGAAAGGUCCCGAGACCCUCGAAGAUUCAAAGUCCAUUACGAAGACAACAACUCUUCCAAUUACCGACGACGGCCUCGUGUGUCCUAUGAAGAUCUCGACAGAGGUUCUGCUACGCACGCGGGGCUUUCAUACGACGAGCGCGAUAGAUAUGUCGACAACAAACGCCCUAGAACGCGCAGUCGUUCUCCUUAUCGUGCAAACCGUGGAGAAAACUACAAUAAUGGUGGGCGCGGUAGGCGAGAUGCGGAGGGAUACAAUCCAUCUGGGUCGCGAGGCAAUCGGUCUUCCAAUAGUAAUGGUAAUGCGGAAAUACGAAGUCGGGAUGCAAUGGACUUGUCAGUGAGCAAACGGGGAAACAGCCCGCUGCCUACUGGCGAUGCAAGACAACAGGCUAAAUCUACGCAAGGAUAUUCACAACAGUCUUCUGAAAAGAGAUCGAGUACAGAAAUCAAUGCUAAAAAAACGGUUGCAUUCGCUCAUGCUCCUGAACAGGAAGUAGUCGAAGAGGAAACACUUGAUGAGGCAACUCUGAUUGAGCAAAGACGGAAACGUCGUGAAGCGAUCAAAGCUAAGUAUCGAGGUGCUGCUACUCCGUUGUUGGUUCAAGCCUUGCAUAUAGGAGACAAGACAGGAGAUUCCACUCCAGCGCGGGAGGAUGAGGACUCACCAUCUGCUCCAGCGUCUCCUGUCACUCCUUCUACACCUGCUGAGAUUCGAGAUGCAGCUUCGCCUUCGGCUUUCUCUAUAAACGAUGAUUUAGAGCUUGCGAACUCCAAUGGCCAAGCCAACGGCGACGAUGGCCCCUCGGCCGCAGAUUAUGAUCCUACAGCAGACAUGAGAGAAGACAACCAACGUGACGUCCAAAGACACACAGAUGAAGUAUCUUCCUCGACAUAUGAUGAGACGAAGCCUACUACUGAACAGGAUGUCUUACUUCCAGUUAGCUCUAGCCAAGCUCAAGAACGGCCACCAAAAGAACCAGAAGAGUUUGACAUGUUCGCUGAUGAGGACGAUGAGGAUGACAUGUUUGCUGAAAAACCGGUGGGAAAUAAAAUCUUUGUUCCAAACCCAGAAGAAAAUGUCGCCAAAGCAGUUGCCAUACCCGGCGCAAAAGAACUCGAUAUUGGGAUGCUCGAUAACUGGGACGAUAUUGAAGGCUACUAUAAAGUCAUUUUAGGUGAACUCCUAAAUGGCAGAUACCAUGUCCAGGCAAACUUAGGGAAGGGUAUGUUCUCAGGUGUUGUUCGAGCAACAGACGUGACGACAAAGAAGCUGGUAGCCAUCAAACUCAUCAGGAAUAACGAGACCAUGAGAAAAGCUGGCAUGAAGGAGAUUGAAAUACUCCAAAAGAUCAACGAAGCAGACCCAGAAGAUAAAAAGCACAUGAUUCGCCUAGAACGUCAUUUCGAGCACAAAGGUCAUUUGUGCAUGGUAUUUGAAAAUUUGAGCAUCAACCUACGUGAAGUUCUCAAGAAAUUUGGGCGCGACGUUGGUAUCAACUUGCGGGCCGUCCGAGCAUAUGCUCAGCAAAUGUUCCUUGGGUUGAGCCUUAUGCGAAAAUGCAAUGUGCUUCACGCAGACCUAAAGCCUGACAAUAUAUUGGUGAACGAGUCCCGUAAUAUGCUCAAAAUAUGCGAUCUUGGAUCAGCAUCUGAUGCGUCAGAUAACGAAAUCACUCCCUAUCUUGUCAGUCGGUUCUAUCGUGCACCUGAAAUUAUACUGGGUAUGCAUUACGAUUUUGCCAUCGAUAUAUGGUCUGUAGGAUGCACUUUAUACGAACUGUAUACUGGCAAGAUUCUCUUUACCGGACGAACCAACAAUCAGAUGCUACGAUCAAUUAUGGAUUGUCGUGGUAAAUUUACCACAAAGAUACUCAAACGAGCGCAAUUCGCCCACGUUCAUUUCGACGAGUUGGCCAACUUUAGGAGCGUCGAACAAGACAAGCUCACAGGCAAGGAUGUUGUCAAAACACUUUCUUUCACCAAACCGUCGCGCGACCUUCGAACCCGCCUCGUGUCCGCAUCAAAAGGUCUUACUGAAUCUGAGAUGAAGGAAUUGAACUUGUUUGCAGACUUGCUUGAUCGCUGUCUGGCGCUCAACCCAGAGAAGAGAUGUACCCCGGCUGAGGCAUUGAGACACCCUUUCAUUCUCAAAACCGUCAGGUAA
Molecule: messenger RNA, 2406 nt
Organism: Glarea lozoyensis ATCC 20868
Lineage: Eukaryota; Fungi; Ascomycota; Leotiomycetes; Helotiales; Helotiaceae
Product: Protein kinase-like (PK-like)
Exons: 6
Coding region: 1-2406 (801 amino acids)
Biological process (GO): mRNA cis splicing, via spliceosome; peptidyl-threonine phosphorylation; peptidyl-serine phosphorylation
Molecular function (GO): ATP binding; protein serine/threonine kinase activity
Source: RefSeq, a predicted model, not a curated record